GUAUGCAAUCCAUUCCAUACACUUUUAUGCACUGUUUGUAUUCUUUCAGUGGUUCCCAACUUUGGUCAUCCCAUGGGGACAAAAGAGAGAGAUGGGGAAUUUUUAAUAACUCACUAAACCAGGUUCGUUAGUAUUCUCCAUUCCUUUUCCAUUUGAUUAAUAAUUGUUUUCCCACAUUCUGCCUUCCUUCAAGAACACCCCUCAAAAUUUUCUUGCCCCUUCGCCUCUUCCAUUUCUCUCUGAAAAACACCUUCUAGACUUCCUCCUAAUUACCAUGGGUUUUGAUGAUAUUUGUAAAGCUGGCCCUGGCCUCGGUCUUGGUAUUGAUCUUGAUCUUGGUCUUGGUGUAGGCAGUUGCCUUGUGGAGCAAGAAAACGUUUCGCAAUCUGUUCAUAAAAGAAAGAAAAAGAAAUUUAUCUCUGUCAAGAAUGAUCAGCAAUUUUUGCCCACUCUUACUUUGGGUCCUUCAACUGAUCAAGGAGAUCAUCAAUCUCGCGAUCAUCACCAACAAGCCUCUUCUCCCAGUGCGGUAUCCUCGUUUUCCAACUCUAGUGUCAAGAAAGAGGGGGAUUUAGGCGGCGAGGAGGUGGAGUUGGAGAGAGUUUCUUCGAGGGUAAGUGAUGAAGACGAAGAAGGUAGCCCCAGAAAGAAACUUCGGCUUACCAAAGAACAGGCUGCCGUUUUAGAAGACAGUUUCAAAGCACAUAGCACUCUCAACCCUAAGGAAAAGCAAGCUUUAGCGCAACGACUGAAUCUAAGGCCGCGACAAGUUGAAGUAUGGUUUCAGAACAGGAGAGCAAGGACAAAGCUGAAGCAGACUGAAGUGGAUUGUGAAUUACUGAAGAAAUGUUGUGAGAAACUUACAGAAGAGAACAAGAGGCUGCACAAGGAGGUGCAAGAGCUUAGUAAAUCAAUGAAAGCGACGGCGGCAAAGUACUUCACGCAGCUGCCGGUAGCAACCCUGAGCAUGUGCCCUUCCUGUGAGAGGGUUGCCAGUGGUGGUGAUGUUGGCUCUCCCAUUGAGGGCUUAUACAAUAGGGCAGAAGUCACAAUUCUAUAAUCCGUUCAGUCAUCACCAGCACGCAGCCUGGUAGGAAAGGCAGCGAGAGACUGGCAGACAGUGCUGGUUUUCUUCAGAGCAUCCUCUGUCUACAAAUACUAAUAUACAUGAUCAAGUAAUUAAUUUCACUAAAACAUACUGCUAGAGUCUCCUAUCUCUUGUAAAAAUGUUGUAAAUUUGUAGUGAAUUUUUCUACUAGACUCUUCUUGAUUAUGUUCUAGUUGGAAAAUAAUUUAUUUACUAAGCU
Molecule: messenger RNA, 1307 nt
Organism: Rubroshorea leprosula
Lineage: Eukaryota; Viridiplantae; Streptophyta; Magnoliopsida; Malvales; Dipterocarpaceae
Source: the annotation of a GenBank genome assembly